Molecule: messenger RNA, 1945 nt
Organism: Lasiosphaeria miniovina
Lineage: Eukaryota; Fungi; Ascomycota; Sordariomycetes; Sordariales; Lasiosphaeriaceae
Product: luciferase-like domain-containing protein
Exons: 6
Coding region: 464-1918 (484 amino acids)
Molecular function (GO): oxidoreductase activity, acting on paired donors, with incorporation or reduction of molecular oxygen; monooxygenase activity
Source: RefSeq, a predicted model, not a curated record
UCUGGGCCUACUUCGUAUCGGAGAUACCGUAGAUCCACCGCCCGAUCAUCGGGGAUGGUGUUGGCUUUUAUUUCAGUGCGACGCUGCCUCGUCUCUGGACCCGAGUAGCGGGUGCUUGUUCCGCAUCGGGGCCUCGAGGGUGGGAAAUGCUUGGCGAGGGUCCGGCGUUGAUGAGCACAUCCCCACGUUAAUCACGCCAUCGCCAAACAAUCCCCCCCCCCCCCGAGGCUCGGACUCGGCAGACCAGCGCUGCGAGCUGCCGACUAGACGGAAAGACUGUGCCGAAGACGAGAGGACCCCGCCGCCGUUAAUCCCCUUGCCUACUUGAGGCGGCGGCCUUUGGGUCGUGGCCCGAACCGAACACCAUUCAAACCGUCUACACACCAACUUCACCCCUGACGGCCAUUACUACCCCCACUCCGAACAAACAAGACAACUGCAGUGCAGCCGCUAUCCGGUGACCAUGGCGUCUCAAAAUGUCAAUGACGAGACACGGCCAAAGAAGCGGCUCAUAAUCAAUGCGUUUGUUGAAAUGUGCAGCGGCCACCAGUCGCCGGGACUGUGGCGGCACCCGGAGGACCAGUCGUGGAGAUUCAACGACGUCGACCACUGGAUCGAGCUCGCGAAGCUCCUAGAGGACGCGAAAUUCCACGGCAUCUUCAUCGCCGACGUGCUGGGAGGAUACGACGUGUACUCACAGUCUCUGGAUCCCGCCGUCAGAUCUGGCGCGCAAUGGCCCGUCAACGAGCCGCUGUCUGUCGUGCCCGCUAUGGCCGCCGCCACAAAGUCGAUCGGCUUUGGCGUCACCGUGUCGACCACCUACGAGCAGCCGUACCACUUGGCCCGGAGGCUGUCGACGGUUGAUCACCUCACCAAGGGAAGGCUUGGAUGGAAUAUUGUGACAAGUUAUCUAGACUCCGCUGCGAAGAACCUCGGACGGUCCGAGCAACUGCCUCAUGACGACAGAUAUGCCCUGGCGGAAGAGUACAUCAAGGUCAUGUACAAACUCUUCCAGUCGUCGUGGCGCGACGACGCAGUACAGCUGGACCGCAAGGCGGGCAUCUACACGGCGCCGGAGCUGGUGCGGCCCAUCAACCACACGGGACGCUUCUUCACGGUGCCGGGGCCGGCCAUCACGCAGCCGAGCCCGCAGCGGACGCCCCUGCUCCUGCAGGCGGGCACGUCGAAGGCGGGCAAGGUGUUCGCGGCGCAGCACGCCGAGGCCAUCUUCGUGUCGGCGCACGCGCCGCAGGUGUGCGCGGGCAGCAUCGCCGAGAUCCGGGCGCUGGCGGCCAACGCGCACGGCCGCGACCCGCGCAGCAUCAAGGUGCUCGCGCUGGUGACGCCCAUCCUAGGGCGCACCGAGGCCGAGGCGCGCGCCAAGCUGGCCGAGUACCGGGGACACGCGUCAACCGAGGGCGCGCUCGCGCUGUUCGGCGGCUGGACCGGCAUCGACCUCGCCGCCUACGGCGACGACGAGGAGCUGCGCGAGGUCGAGAGCAACGCCGUCAAGUCGACCGUCCAGGCCUACGCCCGCUUCAUCCCCGCCGGCUCCAAGUGGACCAAGCACACCGUCGCCGAACAUGUUAGCAUUGGCGGCAACGGGCCGAUCCUGGUCGGCACCGCGGGGCAGGUCGCCGACGGGCUCGAGACGUGGGUUGCCGAGGCGGAUGUUGAUGGGUUCAACUUCGCGUACGCGCUCUUCCCGCAGUCGUUCAAGGACAUCAUCGAGCUGCUGCUGCCCGAGCUGCGCAAGCGCGGGCUCUUCUGGGACGACUACGCCGUCCCCGGCGGCACCUACCGCGAGAACUUUUACGGCCAGCCCGGCCAGAAGCACCCGCCCAGCGAGCAUGUCGCGUCGAAUUACCAGUGGCGCGCCGGUGUCCCGGCAAGCGAGCACACGAUCCCGUCCGAGUAGAUAGGCCGAGGAAAGAAGAAAUUAAAA